CACCCGUUGAACAACUAAAAGCUGUGCUAGGACGACCGGGAAACUCGUUCUUUUCAGCCUGACCACUCGUGCAGGUGACAGGUUCAGAGUAGAAGAUUCGACUCGAGAUGGAAGUGUGCGAGCAGCUCAUCAAGGAAACCUUUCCGCAAAUUAAUGAGGACAUUUAUGCCUACGUGGAAGGAAUUCUGACCGUUGGUCGAGAAGACUUUGAAGAUGAGACCCAGGUGUUUGACGCCAUUGGCGAAAUGCUGUUGGAAAUCUCAAAUGUUGGCACGACCGAGGAGGACGUCAAAGCCGUCUGCACCACGAUUUAUAACACGCUCGGUCUAGGCGAGCAGAAUCGCUGCAAUAAGAAUGGGAUUCGUAAACUUGACUCGACAAUCCAAAUGUCGACCCUCCUCUCGGACGAUAAGCUCACGGAUAUCAACUCUAUUUGGAUGCGAAAUGCAGGAAGCAAUGGACAGAGCCUCGUGGACUCUAAAAAGUUGCAAAAGGCGGAAGCUAAAAUCUUGCAAAAGCAGGAGAAACGUGCUGAAGGUGGUGGCAAACCGGUCGUGAGCUUGUCAACUCUCAUGGCAAAUCAGGAAUGUCAAGCCUCUGCGGCACAGGUCAUUUCCAAAAAGGAUAACAGAGUCUCUGCCGCGUCCGGAAAAAUUACUGACAUUAAGAUUGAAAACUUUGACGUCGCAUUCGGAGAUAAGGUGCUUAUCCAAGGUGCCACAAUUUCUCUCGCGUUUGGGCGACGAUAUGGUUUAGUUGGGAGGAAUGGAUUGGGAAAAACAACCCUUUUGAAAAUGAUCGCGCAUAAGCAACUCCGCAUCCCGCCAGGCAUCUCUGUCCUUCACGUAGAGCAGGAAGUCGAUGGCGAUGACACACCGGCGUUAGAAGCCGUCCUGGAAGCGGAUGCCGUACGUCACCAUCUCCUGCAAGAGGAGAAACGUCUCGUCGCCCUCAACUCUGCUGAUGCUGCAACCGAACUCAACGAGGUGUAUGCCCAAUUAACAGCCAUCGAGGCAGACAAGGCCCCCGCACUGGCUUCCGUCAUCUUGGCCGGACUUGGAUUUGCCCCCGAAGAGCAGAGCCGACCCACAAAGACGUUCAGCGGAGGGUGGCGCAUGCGGUUGGCCUUGGCGCGAGCAUUAUUCGCAAAACCUGACUUGUUGCUGAUCGAUGAACCGAGCAACCACCUAGACUUAAAAGCUAUCAUUUGGUUGGAGAAUUACCUCCAGUCCUGGCAGUCCACCAUCCUCGUUGUCUCCCACGAUCGCCAGUUCCUCAACGAAGUCGCCACCGACAUCCUUUUCCUCUACCAGCAGAACAUUGAGCACUAUCGUGGCAACUAUGAGAACUUUGUCAAAACGAGGGGAGAACGGCUCAAGAACCAACAGCGCGAGUGGGACGCUCAACAACAACUCCGAGCCCACACGCAAGAGUUCAUCGACAAAUUCAGAUACAACGCUAAACGAGCAAGUUUGGUGCAGUCAAAAAUAAAAUUUUUGGAGCGUCUGCCAGAACUGCGCCCUGUCGAUAAGGAUGGCGAAGUGGUUCUCCGUUUCCCGGAAGUGCAGCCCCUCAAUCCGCCCGUACUUCAGCUGGACGACGUCGUAUUUGGUUACACCAAGGACAAAAUCGUCCUAAAUCGGGUUACCAUAAGUGCUGGGUCGGACUCCAGAAUUUGUGUGGUUGGAGAAAACGGUGCUGGAAAGUCCACCCUAUUGAAACUAAUUUUAGGCGAUUUUCCGCCCACGGGAGGACUGGUGAUGACUCAUCGUGGAAUCCGGUUUGGAUAUUUCAGCCAGCAUCACAUUGAUCAACUCAGCCUCGACUUGACGCCAGUGGGCCUCUUGCAACAAAAAUUCCCCGGCGCAACGGUUGAGGAGUAUCGUCGACAACUGGGCCGUUUCGGUGUUUCUGGCGACCUCGCACUGCAGUCGAUCGCAUCUCUCUCAGGGGGACAAAAGUCUCGGGUCGCUUUCACUGUGAUGUGUCAUCCGGGACCCAACUUUCUAAUUUUGGACGAACCGAGCAACCAUUUAGAUGUUGAAACGAUUGAGGCGUUAUCCGCGGCGAUUAAUAGUUAUCAGGGGGGCGUGAUCCUCGUUUCUCACGAUGAGCACUUGAUUCGAAACGUAUGCAAGGAGCUGUGGGUAUGCGGUGGAGGAAAGGUCAAACGGAUGGACGGCGGAUUCGACGAGUAUCGCGACGCUGUCGAGAAAGAAUUGGACUGCGUCGUAUACAAGGAUCGGUCUUGAUGACGGUGCUAUUUUAAGAAUCAAAUGGAUAUCGCCACGCCGUCACUAUAAAUAAUUAAUUGUCAACCUUAACAAGUAUUUAAUUGUCAUCAUUACCAUCAUUCGUCAACGUCAUGAAGAAGUAGAAACUUUAAUGGACCAUCAGGAGUUAACUCUUUUUAUUUUUAUCGUCACGAAUAAGAAGAAGAAUUAAAAUCUCUCUCUUGUCCGACGCCAGGUCACGCCACCCACUCCGUCACGUCGUCAAACAUUUAUACAUCUCGACUAUAAAAGAUUAUCGUCUGCGUUAUCAAUAAAUCGUCGUCGUCGUCUUAUCACUUAUCUUCGUAAACUUUAAGAUGGUGAGGAGACUGAGGAUGAGAUGUGAUGAUGAUCAUGCCAUCUAAUCUUUAAUAAUAAAGAAGAAAUAAAUGGUACAGAGAUAUUUAAAAGUG
Folsomia candida is the source of this 2686-nucleotide messenger RNA. RefSeq names its product ATP-binding cassette sub-family F member 3. The coding region runs from base 108 to 2252 and encodes 714 amino acids. NCBI's taxonomy places the organism in Eukaryota, Metazoa, Arthropoda, Collembola, Entomobryomorpha, Isotomidae. The transcript is spliced from 15 exons. The record is from RefSeq and is a predicted model, not a curated record. Gene Ontology annotation, molecular function: ATP hydrolysis activity; ATP binding.